CUGCCCAUCCCUGCCCCUCCUCCCUGCAACCCUCCCUCCCUCUCUCUUUCUCUCUCUCUCUCUCCAUCAUCAUCAUCAUCAUCCUUUUAGACAGAUUACACCUCCUACUUCUGCCAUUUCAUCACUGCAUUGCCUUGGUUCACUACAAAGCUACUUCUUACAGAGAGAGAAACAGAGCAACAGAUGUUGUUUCUUGUGUUGUAUUAACAUGGCCUGACACUUUAGGAUGUGACUUCACAACCCAUUCUUGCAACCUCUCUUACCUCUCAUGCUCAUUCCAGCCCUCAGGCUUCAUUGGAGUGUUCAUGGAGCCUGUUUGGAGUUUGCUACCCUUGCUCUUCUUCCUCUUCUCUGUUGCUUUCUCUGUUGCUUCUGUUCAUGCUGCUGGUGAUUCCAAUGAUGGAUUGACACUCUUGGAAAUCAAAAAAUCCUUUCGCAACGUUGAUAAUAUAUUAUAUGACUGGACUGAUGCACCGUCUUCUGAUUAUUGCUCAUGGAGAGGAGUUACUUGUGACAAUGUAACCUUUGAUGUUGUUGCACUUAAUUUGUCUGGAUUGAAUCUUGACGGUGAAAUCUCACCGGCCAUUGGAGAUCUGAAAAGCCUUGUCUCUAUUGACUUGAAGGGAAACCGAUUGUCCGGUCAAAUCCCCGAUGAGAUCGGUGAUUGCUCUUCUUUGAAAACAUUGGACUUGUCUUUUAACAACAUUGAUGGUGAUAUACCAUUUUCGAUAUCAAAGUUGAAGCAGUUGGAGGAUUUGAUUUUGAAGAACAACCAACUAAUCGGGCCAAUACCUUCGACUCUCUCUCAAAUUCCAAAUUUGAAGAUUUUAGACCUUGCUCAAAACAAUCUGAGUGGAGAUAUACCUCGGCUCAUCUACUGGAAUGAAGUUCUGCAAUACUUGGGUUUGCGAGGAAACAAUCUUGAAGGGACUUUAUCUCCCGACAUGUGUCAACUAACCGGCUUAUGGUACUUUGAUGUUAAAAAUAAUAGUUUGUCGGGAACAAUACCGCAGAGUAUUGGAAACUGCACCAGUUUUCAGGUUUUGGAUUUGUCCUACAACAAGUUCACCGGAGAAAUUCCAUUCAACAUCGGGUUCUUGCAAGUUGCAACUUUAUCCUUGCAAGGGAACAACUUUUCGGGGAAUAUUCCAUCAGUGCUUGGUCUAAUGCAGGCACUUGCAGUUCUAGAUCUCAGUUGCAAUCAACUAGAUGGACCGAUACCUCCUAUUUUGGGCAACUUAACAUAUACUGAAAAGCUGUAUUUGCAAGGCAAUAGAUUGACUGGUCCUAUUCCCCCGGAACUUGGUAACAUGACCCGGCUUCAUUAUCUGGAAUUGAACGACAAUCAACUCACUGGGCGUAUUCCACCAGAGCUCGGGAAGCUCACUGAUUUGUUUGAUCUGAAUGUUGCCAACAACAAUCUCGAAGGGCUUCUCCCUCAAAACUUGAGCUCAUGUGUCAAUCUCAACAGUCUGAAUGCAUAUGGAAACCGAUUGAAUGGAACGAUACCGCGUGCCUUGGAAAAUCUUGAAAGCAUGACAUACUUGAAUCUGUCAUCAAACAAUCUGAAAGGCCCGAUUCCAAUUGAAUUAUCGAAAAUAAGCAAUUUGGAUACUCUGGAUCUCUCAUGUAACAAGAUUAGUGGCCCCAUUCCUUCUUCAAUUGGUGACCUUGAGCAUCUACUGAAGCUAAAUUUAAGCAAUAACGGUAUCGUUGGUUGUAUUCCAGUGGAGUUUGGAAAUUUGAGGAGUGUAAUGGAAAUAGAUUUAUCAAACAAUCACCUUUCAGGUGUAAUCCCACAAGAACUUGGAUUGCUGCAGAAUCUGAACCUACUGAAUAUUGAUAGGAAUAAUUUAUCAGGCGAUAUAAUGUCUCUAACCAACUGCUUCAGUCUCAAUGUAUUGAAUGUCUCGUACAACAACCUCGCCGGUGAUAUUCCUACUCUCAAUAACUUCUCUCGGUUUUCACCAGAAAGCUUCAUUGGAAAUCCCGGCCUUUGUGGAUAUUGGCUGGGCUCACCAUGCCGCUCUUCUCAUCCUCCCCCGAGAGCUACAAUCUCGAAGGCUGCCAUUCUUGGAAUUGCCCUUGGUGCUCUUGUUAUCCUUCUAAUGAUUCUAGUUGCCGCGUGUAGACCACACAAUCCACCUCCUUUCAUCGAUACCACUCUGAACAAACCAGCAGUUCGACCGGUGUCACCAAAACUUGUUAUUCUUCAUAUGAACAUGGCCCUUCAUGUAUAUGAAGACAUCAUGAGGAUGACGGAGAACUUGAGUGAGAAGUACAUCAUUGGUUACGGCGCAUCAAGCACCGUCUACAAAUGCGUGCUAAAGAAUUGCAAACCGGUAGCCAUUAAGAAGCUCUACAUGCACUAUCCGCAUAGCCUGAAAGAAUUCGAGACCGAGCUUGAAACAGUUGGGAGCAUCAAACACCGAAAUUUAGUUAGUCUUCAAGGGUAUUCGUUAUCUCCAUCCGGCAAUUUACUCUUCUAUGAUUACAUGGAGAAUGGCAGUCUUUGGGACCUUCUACAUGGUCCUUCUAAGAAGAAAAAGCUAGAUUGGGAGACCCGAUUAAAUAUCGCACUCGGAGCAGCACAAGGUCUGGCUUAUCUGCAUCAUGACUGCAGCCCAAGGAUAAUCCACCGCGAUGUGAAAUCGUCGAACAUACUCUUGGACAAAGAUUUCGAGGCUCAUCUCACCGACUUCGGCAUUGCUAAGAGUUUGUGUGUAUCUAAGACUCACACAUCCACCUACGUUAUGGGCACCAUCGGCUACAUUGACCCCGAGUAUGCUCGAACCUCUCGCCUAAACGAGAAGUCCGAUGUUUAUAGCUACGGCAUUGUUCUCCUCGAGCUACUUACCGGGAAAAAAGCAGUGGAUAAUGAAUCCAACCUCCAACACUUGAUACUUUCAAAGGCUGCAACCAAUGCAGUAAUGGAGACCGUUGAUCCUGACAUUUCUGCAACUUGCAAGGACCUCGGCGCGGUAAAAAAAGUCUUUCAAUUAGCACUCCUCUGCACAAAGAAACAAUCUUCCGAUCGUCCUACAAUGCAUGAAGUUACCCGUGUGCUCGGUAGCCUUGUCCAACCACUCCCGCCACCAAAACAAGCACAACAACUUGCCUUACUGCCCUUACCGACGACGGACUCCGCCUUACCAAGCUACAUGAACGAGUAUGCGAACCUGAAGAACCCGACCGCGUUAACGUGCACGGCGUCGUUAAGUUCAUCGGAUGCUCAGUUGUUUCUCAAAUUUGGGGAGGUGAUUUCACAGAACACAGACUAAUGGUUUGUUGUUCUUGUCAUGGAUUUGUGUCUUCUUUUGGGAUAUGAAUUGGAGUGAGAUGUUUCAGUGUUGGUACUUGUAAAUUUUAGUGUUCAAGAGUUGCAAACUUUGGUGGGUGUUUUGGAAUACUAAAAUAGCCGUUAUAUAUA
Dioscorea cayenensis subsp. rotundata (Guinea yam) is the source of this 3430-nucleotide messenger RNA. Its product is annotated as LRR receptor-like serine/threonine-protein kinase ER1. Gene Ontology annotation, cellular component: membrane. Gene Ontology annotation, molecular function: receptor serine/threonine kinase binding; ATP binding; protein kinase activity. The record is from RefSeq and is a predicted model, not a curated record. The transcript is spliced from 27 exons. Gene Ontology annotation, biological process: protein phosphorylation; electron transport chain. The coding region runs from base 306 to 3281 and encodes 991 amino acids. Lineage: Eukaryota; Viridiplantae; Streptophyta; Magnoliopsida; Dioscoreales; Dioscoreaceae.